Messenger RNA from Adelges cooleyi (spruce gall adelgid), 1448 nucleotides. RefSeq lists its product as uncharacterized. The record is from RefSeq and is a predicted model, not a curated record. The coding region runs from base 218 to 1300 and encodes 360 amino acids. Lineage: Eukaryota; Metazoa; Arthropoda; Insecta; Hemiptera; Adelgidae. The transcript has 5 exons.
AACCACUAUAAUGUAAUAUUACCUAUUGAAUCAUUUUGUACGUUGGAGUGAGUUUCGGACUUACAUAAAUAGGUACAAGCGAUAAGGUCGUUGGGAGUGUACUUGAUUGAUUCAUAUUGAACCGUCGCAGUGUUGAACGCGACGCUGUUGGAAAAGCUAGUUUCACGUUAAAUUGCCAGUGUAUUUGGCGAUUUCUGAUACCGGCGCUAUUGUGAUCAUGAUCGCCACAUGGUGUGUCCUAAUGACUACAGCCGCCGUGUUGAUAGCCGUACAAGCCGGCCAAAACAAUCACUACUUCGCAAUCAGCCCAAACAAAGACUCAAGAUGUCACGUGCCAAAGAUAACCGGUUGCAACGCUUCGCUUUAUCCGAUCAUGGACUAUCAAGUGGCCGCUUGGUUUUUCCAUCCGCCUUUCAAGUCUUGUCGACCUCUAUACACCGCAGGAGGAGUACACAAUUGUCCAUUCAAUACUAAUUUACCGGUAUCCAAAGAAAUGUGCGAACGUAUAUGCGCCGAGCCUUGCACGAUGGACGAUGGGUCGCAAGGUAUUUGUAUGUUGGACGAGUAUUGUAAAAUCAAGCCAAACAAAUCCAGCGCUCAUCCCAGACCGUGUCAAGUGUACAACGUCAAAUGCUGCCCAAAGUCUUACGUGGUUGGAAUCGGAACCAGCGACCUGUCAUCGGUCAACACAAUCGGAGGAAAUAUUCAUCCCAUCAUCAAUCGACCGCAGUACCAAACACAAUUGGGUAGAAAAAAAACGGUAGAGGUGAACAUCGACGGUGCUGGAAACAUGCUUAACACCACAGAGUAUGAAAUCAUGCAAGCGGCAAUGGGCCUGUUACCGACAGAGGCUGUAUCCGAAGGAAACGGUCACCGUACGAAGAGGACAUUAUUGUUUUGCCGACAUUUUCCGGCAAAGUGCGCUUACCACCGUCGGAGGUUCGUCGCUAAGCUGUUGCGAAAAAUUGGUCAUUUGAUGACCUUUGACGGCACCAACAACAAUGAAGACUUCGACGACUAUCUGACGGGAUACCGUAGAGAUUAUCCAAAACACUACAACGUGAACGCCGCGGUUCAAGAACAAGGCUAUACGGCAGAGUAUCAAAAGGAGAACCCUAGGGAAUAUUACAACGGAGAUCCGAAAGAAUAUCCGAUGGAACAACCGAAGGGAUUCUAUCUAAAAGAGUAUCAAAGCUCGUAUCCCGGCCCUCACCAUCAAGAAUACCCGAACGGCCCUCAGGUGGCCGAUAUUCGAAAAGAACACCAUACCCACGGCUUGCAUAAAAUCCAUUACGUGUGAAGUUUUUCCUUAAAAAUUAAAAGGUUAUUGAUAUUUUUACGACUAUAAACCGCGUUAAUGUAAAAUAGGUACGAUUUAAAAGACAACUUAUGCAUUUGAUUGACUCAAUUUUUGCAAAAUAAAGUUAUGUUUUUUAAGCAAUUACAUU